Hydatigera taeniaeformis is the source of this 1602-nucleotide messenger RNA. The record is from the annotation of a GenBank genome assembly. Lineage: Eukaryota; Metazoa; Platyhelminthes; Cestoda; Cyclophyllidea; Taeniidae.
AUGGCCUCGUGGGAGGACGAAGCUAAUCAGCCAGCUCCUGACAUCAGCACUGAUUUUUCCAAAUUGGAUGUGAACGCGCCAGUAUUUAUUCCUGGUCAAUUAUACGGCUUUGGUACCUCUGAAACGCCUACUGUAUGGUCUGGUGCAUCGGAGACUGAGACGGUAAAUGCGAUAGGAAAGAAAAAAGAUUCUUUCCCUUCUCUGGCGGAUGCUAAUCAAUACCCUGAUGAAGAGAAGGAAGCUGCACCCCCACUCUCGGAAUCUAGACGUCAAGUAGUGGCCUGUGCCCCCCUAAAAAGUAAGAAAGAGGCGCUUAGCGUUGUUUUUAUUGGCCACGUUGAUGCUGGAAAGUCAACGAUCGGAGGACACUUACUUUAUUUGACAGGCAUGGUUGAUUCGCGAACUCUGGAAAAGUAUGCUAAAGAAGCAAAGGAAAAAAACCGUGAAACUUGGUAUUUGUCGUGGGCCCUGGACACUAGUGUGGAGGAGCGAAAUAAGGGUAUUACGGUGGAGUGUGGUCGGGCCUUUUUCGAAACCGAGCACAAACAUUUCAUUUUAGUUGAUGCUCCCGGUCAUAAGUCCUUUGUUCCAAACAUGAUUACUGGUGCCUCCAUAGCCGAUAUUGCUGUGCUCGUCAUAUCUGCUCGUCGGGGAGAAUUCGAAACCGGUUUUGAACGUGGUGGACAGACCCGUGAACAUGCAAUGUUGGUAAAAACUACAGGUGUGAAACAUAUGAUUGUCCUCAUCAAUAAAAUGGACGAUUCCACUGUGAACUGGGAAGAGUCAAGGUUUAACGAGUGCCGCGAAAAAUUGGUGCCUUUUCUUAAGAAAAUAGGCUUUAACAUCAAGUCGGAUAUCUAUUUCAUUCCCUGUUCUGGUUUCACGGGUGCCUUCUUGCGUGAUAGACCGAAUGACAGUCGCUGUGAAUGGUACAAAGGGCCUACCCUCCUGGAAUACCUCGAUAAGCUCCCACCGUUUGUCAGAUGCGUCGAUGGCCCACUGCGAAUCCCUAUUUCUGAUCGUUUUAAGGAUAUGGGUACGUACGUUGUUGGGAAAAUUGAAUCUGGAACUCUUGUUCGCGGUCAGACUUUGGUCAUGAUGCCCAAUAGGGUUCCUGUAGAGGUUCUUCAGAUCCUCAACGAUGAUGUUGAGGUUGACGGAAGCGCUGCUGGUGAUAAUGUCAAGUUGAAGCUGAAGAACGUCGAGGAGGAAGACAUCUCUCCAGGUUUUGUCCUUUGCUCACCUGAUAACCUUUGUCAUGUAGCGCAUGUGUUUGACGUGCAGUUGGUGAUAGUGGACUACAAAUCCAUAAUAUGUCCUGGUUUCACUGCGGUGAUGCACAUUCAUGCGUGCGUCCAGGAGGUUCGCUUUCGCACUAUCCUCUGUCGCAUCGACAGGAAGACCAAUGAGAAAACUGACAUUCGACCACGUUUUAUCAAGCAGGAUGAUGUUGCUAUCGUGCGUUUCGAGGCAAUAAGUGGAUCAAUAUGCUUGGAGCGCUUCAAGGACUAUGCUCAAAUGGGUCGGUUCACUUUGCGAGAUGAGGGGAAGACGAUUGGAGUGGGUAAGGUGAUGAAGAUAAUCGCCGCGAGUGAACAGUAA